Mercurialis annua (annual mercury) is the source of this 1389-nucleotide messenger RNA. RefSeq names its product protein FATTY ACID EXPORT 3, chloroplastic. The coding region runs from base 171 to 1112 and encodes 313 amino acids. The transcript is spliced from 7 exons. NCBI's taxonomy places the organism in Eukaryota, Viridiplantae, Streptophyta, Magnoliopsida, Malpighiales, Euphorbiaceae. Gene Ontology annotation, cellular component: membrane. The record is from RefSeq and is a predicted model, not a curated record.
AUAACGUGUGGAAUGAUGAAAGAAUUUACAAAAUUCCCAUUUCAAAGGGCAAUACAAAACCAACCCAAAGCGCCAAAGGAUCAGGUAACAGUAACACCACCACCCUUUACCAAAACCUAAAACCCUCUCCCCCCUUCUUCCUCCCUCGUUACCUUCGCCUCAAACUCAAGAUGAGUACAGCAGCUCAAUUAUUAUCCUUUCAAAACCCUAAUUCCUUUCUCUUACACAACAAAUUUGCUCUCCCCUCUUCAAAAUCAUCAUUUUCACCUUCUCCAGCUCUUAAAUUCCAGCCUUCACUCAAACCUAACGGCCUCGGACUCGGAAUUUCAAUUGGGUUUCCUUCUUUUCACCGGAGGACUUCAAUUUCACCCCUCUCCGCCUCCGCCUCUGCCGAAGAAUCGAAACAUUCUGAUAUUGAAAAUGAAAAGAAUGAUGUUAAAGAAGAAACCCAAGAAGAUUGGAAAAAAAUUAUUGAUUCUGUGAAGUUAAAGAUGCAAUCUUUAUCCGGGGAAUCGUAUGAAGAAUACUCGAAGAAAGCGACGGUUGUUCUUAAAGAAACUCAGGAUCAGCUUCAGGUUUUAUCUGUCAAGUUGCAGGCUAAUUUUUCUGAGAUGAGUAAGGAAGUUGCUGAAGGAAGCAAGGAAUAUCUUGCAACUGCUGCUGAGAAUUCACCUGAGCCUGUUAAGGAGAUUGUGGAGACUCUUGCUUCUUCUGCUGAUGAUGUCAAUGAAAUUUCGCAAGUUCGUGAUUUCCAUGUCGGAAUUCCUUAUGGUUUCUUUCUUUCUAUUGGCGGGUUUCUUUCCUUCAUGCUGACCGGCAGCAUUUCCGCUAUUAGGUUCGGUGUGAUUCUUGGUGCUGCUCUUUUGGCAUUAAGUGUUUCGAGCUUAAAAUCAUUUCAAAAGGGGGAGCACAAUUCUGGAGCCUUGAAAGGACAGACAGCAAUAGCAGCAAUAAUAUUUCUUAGGGAGAUAGGAUUUCUGUUUAAGAGCGCUUCGCUUUUUUCCUUUUUCCCCACUGUCAUCAGUGGUGCAGUAGUCGCAUUCUAUCUGUAUAGAAUUGUAUCGAGUGGUACGCAGAUCAAAGGAUCAGAUCCUCAGGGGUCCAAAAAUUGAUGUAUAUCUUCCAGGUAGAGGCUUCUAGAUUGUGAUACAACAUGAGAUUUUCAACUAGUUAGCUUGGUUUUGGAGGAAAAUAAUAGGGAUGGUAGUUCUAGUAAUAUUGAGAAGGGCAAAAAUUUACAGUAAUCUGAAAGGUUUUAUACCCUAUACCCUUAUGCGGUAAUAAAGUUAGUAUUGCAUUGUUUUCUUCCUCUUUAUUUCUCUCUUUCUUUACCCUCAUAAUGUAUUAAUGUUUGCUGAUUUAUUUAAGGUUGCUUAUGCAGUUUUUUUC